AUGGAAACAGACUUAACCGAGAGGCUAAUUGCCAUGGGCAAAACGUUAGGCCUAGAGGGCAGGGAGCUCCAGGAUUGGGUAAAAGUAGAGCGCGACAGAGCGCGUGAAGACCGAGUUGCCGAACGCGAAAGAAAGAAGGAAGAGGCGGAAGCCACCGAAAGAUUAAAACGACUAGAACUCGAGGCUGCGAAAGAAGAGCAUGAGAGAAAGAUGUUACAGCUAGAAAAAGAAAAAGAGCUACUGUUAUUGAAGGCCGCAAAUGGUCAAGGCCAGGGAAUGGAAAGCAGAGCACCCGUCGAUUCCCUCAGAUUCCAAGGCGUAAGUCCCCACAAAUUGUUGCCGCCGUUUGAUGAACGAAAGGACGACUUAGAUGCCUACCUAAUACGGUUUGAGAAAGUAGCUGAAGGCCAAAAAUGGGCGAAGGACCAAUGGGCGAGCGCCCUGAGCAUAUGCCUAACCGGCGAGGCGCUGGCAGUGUACAGCCGUAUGGCACCGACCGACUGCGUCGAUUAUAACAAAGUAAAGCAAGCACUACUGCACCGCUUCCGGUUAACAGAAGACGGAUUUCGCGAAAAGUUCCGCGAUUCCGCGCCGAAGGAGGGCGAAACAGUGUCACAAUACGUGGCCCGCUUAGAUAACUAUUGGGAGAGGUGGAUCGAGCUGUCCAAUACCAAGAAAGAAUACGAGAAUGUGAAAGACUUACUUCUCAAGGAACAAUUGUUUACGCAUAGCGACGAGAAGCUGACCCUCUACAUGCGGGAACGGAAAGGGGAAAAUCUACAAGAACUCGUAGCACGAGCUGAACAAUAUGUGGAAGCUCAUCACCUCAAAAAUUUCGGAAGAAAAAUGAGGACAGGUAAAGACGAUGGCCGAAGUCAAGCCGACCGAAGGAGCGAGCACUCUAAGAAGCCCGCAGAACAUAACGAGAAAGACCGCCCGCGGUGUUACAUUUGUAAUCGAGUUGGGCAUCGUCCUCAAGAUUGCAGAAGCUCAGCAGCGAAACCCCCACCUCCGAAAUGCAGAAGAUGCGGUAGGAUAGGCCACACGUCCUGGAACUGCAGAGCGGGAACUGACGAACGGCAGAAGGGGCCCGACAAGGAAUCGGCGAAAGAAUCAGUAGCCUUAUGUUUGGAUGAGGGAUUCGUGGAACUGAAGAGCGGAAUGAAGAUCCCCGUGAUUCAAGCGGCAGUGACAGGUCCCCAGGAAUCGUAUCGUAUCAACAAGCUGCCAGUAACAGAAGGCCGACUGGGCGACAAAGCCAUUACAGUUCUGAGAGACACCGGUUGUAACACCGUAAUCGUGCGGAGAAAUUUGAUAGGCGAAGACGAGCUAACCGGCGUCGUGCAUCCCGUCUUUUUGAUUGACCACACUGUAAGGAUGCUACCGGAAGCGGAAAUUUUCGUUACCACGCCGUAUUUCACUGGACGGGUAAAGGCCAGGUGCAUGGAAAAUCCCAUAUACGACCUAGUCCUUGGGAACGUAGAGGGCGUACGAAACGCUGAAGACCCCGAUCCAGACUGGGACUGCAUCCAACGAACGCACGUAUCACAGCUGGCCAAGCAUCACCAGGGUGUUCAUCUGACAGAGAAAUAUACCCCAAAUGAAGAGGAUGACAAGAAGGUCGAGGAGCCGAGUACACGCAAUGAGGGAUAUGACUUUGAAGCGCAUGCUGUCAGUACAAGGCAACAAGCUAAAGAAAAGGAAAAGCGUUUUCACAAGUUAAAAGCCUCCGAGCUGGCGGUAGAUCUUAACACUGACGACUUUGGCCGCGACCAGAAAGAAGACAGUACACUGAAGAAGUGUUUCGAUGAAGUAGGCGUAAUCAAAAAGGGACGAAGAAAAGGAAGCGGCAGCACGACCUAUAUCCUGAUUGCUGAUAAACUGUACCGAAGUUGCCAAAGGGAUCAGAGCACCGAAGAAGCGUUACAGUUGGUCGUGCCGAAAAAGUACCGCAACUCAGUGUUGGAGUUGGCCCACAACGGAAUGAUGGCGGGACAUUUGGGAAGUGGGAAAACAGCAGAUCGUGUAUUGGCCGAAUUCUACUGGCCCGGACUGCAAGCAGACGCCAAGCGCUUCGUGGCUAGCUGCGACAUAUGCCAGAGGACCACCCCAAGGGGCAAGACGGCUAAGGCACCACUGCAGAAGAUGCCCGUAAUCGAUACGCCUUUCAAACGCGUCGCCAUCGACAUCAUUGGGCCGUUGCAUCCAUCAUCAUCCCGAGGAAACAAGUUCAUCCUCACACUUAUGGAUUACGCAACACGUUUCCCUGAGGCGGUUGCUCUACCGAGCAUCGAAACGGAGAGAGUCGCCGAAGCCCUCGUGAACAUCUUCAGCAGAGUAGGAGUCCCGGAAGAAAUCCUCAGUGACCGCGGGACCAAUUUCACGUCCGGGCUAAUGAAGGAAGUGGCAAGGCUCCUAUCACUACGACAGUUGACGACGACCCCCUAUCACCCCAUGGCCAAUGGGUUGGUCGAGAAAUUCAACGGAACGUUGAAAACCAUGCUCCGACGUAUGUGCGCCGAGCGACCCCGCGACUGGGAUCGCUACCUCGCACCGCUACUGUUCGCAUACCGAGAAGUGCCGCAGGAGAGCUUGGGAUUUUCUCCUUUUGAACUCCUCUACGGGCGUAAUGUGCGGGGACCCUUGACAAUUCUAAGGGAGCUAUGGGACAAGGAGGAAAUCGAACCCGAAUUGAAGAGCACCUACCAAUACGUUUUCGAUCUCCGUAAUAGACUUGAGGAGACUUGCAAGAUUGCACAUGAGGAACUCGAAAGAUCGUCAGAGCGAUACGCCCGAUAUUUUAACGCUCGAUCCCAGGAUCGUCGACUGAAACCCGGGGAUAAAGUAUUGUUGCUGUUGCCCAACGAGUCAAACAAGCUGACAAUGCAAUGGAAGGGGCCAUUCGCUAUCGCUGAAACUCGAGGAGCCGUCGACUACCUCGUCGACCUCGGCCACACAAAAAAGGUGUUCCACAUAAAUAUGUUAAAGAAGUAUCAGGAACGGACGGCAUCUGCCGAAAGCCAAACUACACAGGUAGCUAUGACUGUCGUCGAACUGGACGAAGCAGACGCUGACGUGGAAAUUCCCGAAUUCAAUUACGACGUUAAGGAAACCCACGAAGACAUCCUAAUUGCACCUUCCCUAACCACCCGCCAAGAGGGUGCUUUGCGUGACAUCAUAACAAAGCACCGGAACGUGUUCUCCGACGUGCCAGGGAAGACCACGGAGGUCCAGUGUGACCUGCAGCUCAGCACCGACCGUCCCAUCAACACGAAACAGUAUCCCCUGCCGUAUACAGUCCGUCAGACGGUCGAAAGGGAAGUCAAGGAGAUGCUACGUUUAGGUGUCAUCGAGAAGUCCAAGUCCCCUUACAAUUCACCGGCACUCCUUGUAAAGAAACCCGAUGGCUCGAAUAGGCUGUGUAUAGACUUUAGACAGCUCAACAAACAUCUGGUUGCUGACGCCGAGCCAAUUCCAAGGGCUGACUGUCUGCUGGCCGAGGUAGGCCGCCAUAAAUACUUCUCAAAAAUGGACAUGACGAAGGGAUACUGGCAGGUCCCGCUGACUCCGGAGUCCAAGGAAGUCACAGCAUUUUCGACUGCUCAUGGCCAUUAUCAAUUCAGGACCAUGCCAUUCGGUAUCAAGACGGCACCCGCAGUGUUCGCCAAACUGAUGCGCCACAUCUUAAGGGACAUUCCCAACGUGCACCACUAUUAUGACGACUUGCUGAUCGCGACGUCGACUUGGGAGGACCACCUCAGCGCGCUAAAGACUGUUCUGGAACGAAUCCAGAACUCUGGGCUAACCAUCCGGCCAACCAAAUGCGAGAUCGGAUUCCAGAAACUUCCUUUUCUUGGGCACACGAUCCGGGAGGCACCAAGACCGAAGACAAAGAAGCAAAUGCGGUCAUUCCUGGGUCUCGCGGGCUACUACCGCGACUUCGUGCCCAAUUAUGCAACCUUAGCCUCCCCAUUGACGGACCUCACCAAGAAGAGAGCCAACAACAUUAUCGAGUGGACAGAAGCGCACCAAAUCGCUUUCGAUGCGCUUAAACACGCUUUGUCUGAGCCACCCAUCUUGAGAGCCCCUGACUUCAAUAAGCCUUUUGUCCUCAGGACGGAUGCUUCUGAUGUUGGUCUGGGUGCUGUACUCCUACAAAAAGGGGAAAGCGAUUUGCACCCUGUUGCUUACGCUAGCCGUAAACUAUGCCCUCGUGAGCAGGCUUACUCCGCGAUUGAAAAGGAGUGUCUUGCCAUUGUGUGGGCCAUAAAGCGGUUCCACCUUUUCCUAUAUGGAACCCACUUUACGCUCCAGACAGACCACCAGCCGCUCAGAUACCUGAAUGAGUCGAAAUUUCUCAACAUGAGGAUACUCCGUUGGGCUUUGCUCCUCCAGGAGUACGAUUUCAAAGUGGAGUACAUUCGCGGUCAAGACAAUGUGGGCGCAGAUUACCUCAGUCGUAUGUAUACCGAGGUAUGA
Ornithodoros turicata is the source of this 4479-nucleotide messenger RNA. RefSeq lists its product as uncharacterized. Bases 1 to 4479 code for a protein of 1492 amino acids. Gene Ontology annotation, biological process: DNA integration. Lineage: Eukaryota; Metazoa; Arthropoda; Arachnida; Ixodida; Argasidae. Gene Ontology annotation, molecular function: nucleic acid binding; zinc ion binding. The transcript has 2 exons. The record is from RefSeq and is a predicted model, not a curated record.